Messenger RNA from Scheffersomyces coipomensis, 1805 nucleotides. It is a transcript of the gene SSZ1, whose product is annotated as Ssz1p. The transcript has a single exon. The record is from RefSeq and is a predicted model, not a curated record. NCBI's taxonomy places the organism in Eukaryota, Fungi, Ascomycota, Pichiomycetes, Serinales, Debaryomycetaceae. The coding region runs from base 44 to 1690 and encodes 548 amino acids. Gene Ontology annotation, molecular function: ATP binding; ATP-dependent protein folding chaperone. Gene Ontology annotation, cellular component: cytosol; nucleus. Gene Ontology annotation, biological process: protein folding.
AAUUGAUUUAAGACCAUAUUACGAACAAUUAUCAAAGUUAGACAUGUCUGCUGUUAUUGGUAUUACCUUUGGUAACACAUCUUCAUCCAUUGCUGUUGCUUCAUCUGAAGGAAAAGUCGAUGUCAUCGCCAAUCCUGAUGGUGAUAGAUCUAUUCCAUCUGCAUUAUCAUAUGUUGGUGAAGAUGAAUAUCAUGGAGUUCAAGCUGAAUCACAAUUAGUUAGAAAUCCAAAGAAUACUAUUAUCAAUUUCAGAGAUUUCAUCGGUAAACAAUUCGAUGAUGUUAAAGUUGAUGAUUCUUAUCAAGUUGGUGCUAAAGCCGUUAAAGGUUCUAAAGGUGAAGUUGCUUAUGAAAUUACUAGAAAUGAUAAAGUUGAAAUUAUUAGUGUUGAUGAAGUUAGUAUUAGACAUUUUAAGAAAAUGAAAUUAGCAGCUGAAGAUUUCAUUGGUAAAGAUAUUGAAGGAGUUGUUUUAACUGUUCCAACUGAUUUUAAUGAACAUCAAAGACAAGAAUUAGUUAAAAUUUCAAAUGCUGCUGGUUUAAAAGUUUUACAAUUAAUUAAUGAACCAACUGCUGCUUUAUUAGCUCAUUUAUCUGCUGAUGAUGGUGAACGUUUCUUACAAGAUAAAAUCUACGUGGUGGCUGAUUUCGGUGGUAUUAGAUCUGAUGCUGCUGUUAUUUCAGUUAGAGGUGGUAUUUUAACUAUUUUAGCAACUGCUCAUGAACACGGUUUAGGUGGAGAUAAAUUUGAUGGUGCUUUAGCUGAAUUUUUCGCUAAAGAAUUUGAAAAGAAAUAUAAAGCUAAUCCAAGAUCAAAUGCUAGAUCAUUAGCUAAAUUAAAAGCUGAAUCUAUUGUGGUUAAAAAGACUUUAUCAAAUGUUCAAACUUCAACUUGUUCUAUUGAAUCUUUAGCUGAAGGUUUAGAUUUCCAUACUACUAUAAAUAGAUUAAGAUAUGAAUUAACUGCUAGACAACCAUUAUCUGAAAUGGCUGGUUUUGUUGAAAAAGUGGUUGCCAAAGCUGGUUUAGAUGCUUUAGAUAUUAAUGAAGUUUUAUUAGUUGGUGGUGUUUCAAAUACUCCAAAAUUAGCUUCUAAUAUUCAAUUCCUUUUCCCAGAAUCAACUACUGUCGUUGCUCCAUCAUUAGAUCCAAAAGCCAUUGAUCCAUCUGAAUUAGUAGCAAGAGGUGCUGCUUUACAAGCUGCUUUAAUUGAAUCAUUUGAUGAAGAAGAAGUCGAUGAAUCAUUACAACCAAUUGUGGUUAACACUCAACAUAUUGCCAAACCAAUUGGUAUUAAAGAUGCCGAAGGUAAUUUCCAAUCUAUAUUAGUAGCUGAAACUGCUUAUCCAAUUAAAAAAUCCAUAGAAGUUACCAAUGGUGAAUCAUCAUCAGUUAUAAUUGAAUUAUAUGAAGGUAAAAGAACCGUAAAGGAAACUGUCAUUGAACCAGUUAAAGACGAAGAAGAUGAAGAAGAUGAUGAUUAUUCAGAUGAUGAACCUGAAAUCGUUAAAGAAUUAGUAUAUGAAGCUGGUGAUAAAUUAGCUACUUUAUCCUUAAAAGAUUUAAAAGCAAACUCAAAAUUAGAAGUUACUGUUAAUAUUACUCAAAAUGGUGUGUUACAUUUCUCUGGAAGAGAAUUGAAACAAGGUUCAGUUGCCGUUAAAGGAGAAGUUCAUCCUGCUUCUGCUUAAACAAUCAACACCCAUCAUUUUCACUCAUACGAUCAAAUAAGUUAUAUAUAUGUAUAGAAUAAAUUUACACUCUAAAUGUAAAAGCCGCACACAUUGUAAAUAUGCUGGUUCGCAG